GCGUUUGCAAGAUUGCUUUUGGUUGGCCAAAUGUUUUGGGGUUGUUUUUGGAGAUCCUGGUGUUUUAACUUAGUUAUUCAGCAGGUGCUCUGGCAGUAGGUGAACACAAGAAAGUACCUCGCCCAUGACAAAUCCCGUCCCCAGUAAGCUAUCAGCAUCUUAGCUUGGUUUGUUUUCUUUCCAGUCCUUUCUUACCCCGGUUUUAGCAAAUGUAACACCAGCAUCAAGUCCCUUCCUGGGAUGACAACCUGUGAGUCCUUCAACCAAGAUGGAGCUUCAGUUUUGGCCUGAUUUGCUUUCUCUCUUGGAAAAGCUGAAUGGUCGGGUGUUCUCGGUGGUUCUGGUCGUGGGUUUUUUGAUUCCUGACCUCAUGAAAAAGAGACGACUCAGGAAUUUCCCUCCAGGGCCACAGAUCUUUCCUCUCGUGGGAACCUUUGUGGACUUUAGGCAGCCCCUCCAUCUUGCACUGCAGAAGCUUACUGAUCGGUGCGGGAAUAUCUCCAGCGUGCAGUUUGGAAGUCUGACUUUUGUGGUGGUCAACGGAUACCAGAUGGUGAGAGAAGCUCUUGUCCACCAGGCUGAAAUAUUUUCAGACAGGCCAAAUAUUCCCCUCCUCCGAGAAAUAUUUAGAGGCUUUGGGCUCAUAUCAUCAAAUGGGCACAUAUGGAGGCAACAGAGGAAGUUUGCUUCAGCAACACUGAAAAACAUUGCUGUAAGUUUUGAGGAAAAAGUGCAAGAGAAGAGCUGGUACCUUGUGGAGACGAUUGAGGAGGAGAAAGGACAACCAUUUGACCCUCAUUACAAAAUUAACAGUGCUGUUUUGAACAUCAUCUGUUCCAUAACUUUUGGGAACCGCUUUGACUACCAUGACAACCGUUUCCAGGAAUUACUGCACUCACUGGCUGAAAUGCUGCUGCUCAUCGGAAGUUUCUGGGGCCAGCUGUAUAAUGCUUUUCCUUUGGUCAUCAGAUGGCUGCCAGGACCUUUUAGGAAAAUCUUCAGGCACUGGGAGAAACUUGAAUAUUUUGUGAAAGGAGUGAUCGCAAAGUACAAGGAGGAUUUGGACCAGUCCGAGGCCAGAUAUUAUAUUGACUGUUACCUGAAGGAAAUAGAAAAAUUUAAGGGUGACACCAACUCGUGUUUCCACGAGGAAAACCUGCUGUGCUCCACUCUGGACCUCUUCUUAACUGGGACUGAAACAACAGCGACCGCCCUUCGCUGGGCUCUGCUCUACAUGGCCGCGUACCCCCCAUUCAGGGUAGGGCCACUGACGGAGAAAGUGCAGCUCGAAAUCAAGAGGGUGAUGGGUCGGUGCUGCCAGCCCAUGAUGGCCGACAAGGAGAACACGCCGUACACCAGCGCGGUGCUGAGCCAGGUCCUGCGGAUGGGCAGCGUCGUGCCGCUGGGAGUGCCCAGGAUGUCCACCAGCAGCACCACCCUGGCCGGCUUCCACCUGCCCAAGGGUACCACCCUGAUGACCAGCCUGACUUCGAUAAUGUUUGACAAAAAUGUGUGGGAGACUCCAGACACCUUUAAUCCUGAACAUUUCCUGGAAAAUGGCCAGUACAGGAGGCAGGAGGCUUUUCUGCCCUUCUCUGCAGGCAAGCGGGCUGGUCCUGGGGAGCAGCUCGCCAGGACCGAGCUCUUCAUCUUCUUCACAGCCCUCUUGCAGAGGUUCACCUUCCGGGCACCGGUGCCUGCUGCCCUGACCUUCACCAUCACACUCAGCCUCACGCGCUGCCCCAAGCCCUCCCAGAUCUGUGCGCUGCCUCGAGACUGAGGCCAGCGCGGGACCACCCCGUGCCCCCCUGUUUCAGCCCUCCACUAGCCAGAAAGUGUCC
Athene cunicularia (burrowing owl) is the source of this 1841-nucleotide messenger RNA. Its product is annotated as cytochrome P450 2J2-like. Lineage: Eukaryota; Metazoa; Chordata; Aves; Strigiformes; Strigidae. Gene Ontology annotation, biological process: xenobiotic metabolic process. Gene Ontology annotation, cellular component: intracellular membrane-bounded organelle; cytoplasm. The record is from RefSeq and is a predicted model, not a curated record. Gene Ontology annotation, molecular function: iron ion binding; heme binding; oxidoreductase activity, acting on paired donors, with incorporation or reduction of molecular oxygen, reduced flavin or flavoprotein as one donor, and incorporation of one atom of oxygen.